AUGAUUUCACUAUUUUCCUCUCAUAGCUACCCAGGUCGAUCAUUCCGGCGACUGGAUCCGUUGAAAUCUGAGCCGGUUCCGGUACAGCUCUUCUCGAUUCCGGCACAGUUUUCGCCGAUUCCAGCAAGUUCCUUGCCGCCGGAUUCCGGCCGGAAUUGUACAGCAAAUAUCCGAUCAGUUCCUGGCUGUCUCCAGCUCGAAGUUUGCAGGAAACGGUCGAGAAAUGACUGGAACCUACGUUUGAAUUUCCGGCCGGAAUUCGGCGGCAAGGAAAUGGCCGGAAAACGAACCUAA
Messenger RNA from Adineta ricciae, 294 nucleotides. The record is from the annotation of a GenBank genome assembly. Lineage: Eukaryota; Metazoa; Rotifera; Eurotatoria; Adinetida; Adinetidae.